Messenger RNA from Halichondria panicea, 606 nucleotides. RefSeq names its product brain-specific homeobox protein homolog. Gene Ontology annotation, biological process: regulation of DNA-templated transcription. Gene Ontology annotation, molecular function: DNA binding; DNA-binding transcription factor activity, RNA polymerase II-specific. Lineage: Eukaryota; Metazoa; Porifera; Demospongiae; Suberitida; Halichondriidae. Bases 1 to 606 code for a protein of 201 amino acids. The transcript has 2 exons. The record is from RefSeq and is a predicted model, not a curated record.
AUGUCUUCCUUCACUAUUGAGGCCAUUCUUGGGCUAGGUACUGACAAAUCUACUGAGAAGAGUGAGGAUGGAAUGUCCUCAGCAGCUGCCUCCAGUGUGGAACAAGAUGGAGAACCCUCAGUGUGUGUGCAUAGCACAGCCACUACAGGAGCAAUGGAGACAAGCGCAAGCUUACAAUACACUCAUCACUACCAAACCCCGCCGGUAUUCUCCACACCACCUGCACCUCCAAUUAUUGCAAGCCCCACAGCCCUCACUCCAUCACAUAUCACCAGACCCUCCCUCCUACCGUUCCAUACACCGUCACUUCUACUAUGGCCAAAUCUACCCUACCUUCCACUCUCUCCAACAGCCACUGCACAAACCUCCCGAAGGAGAAAAGCCAGGACCGUCUUCAGUGAUGACCAGAUGAGUCAACUAGAAAAAAGCUUCGAAGAGAAAAAGUAUUUAUCCAUCCCAGAGAGAAUUGGACUUGCUCAAGCCCUGAGACUGACAGAACAGCAAGUCAAGACGUGGUAUCAGAAUCGGAGAACCAAGUGGAAACGACAGCUAUCAGAGCAGGAUAGACAGGAAGCAAUGGAAGAAGAGGAAUCCGACAGUCCAUAA